This is a messenger RNA of Drosophila erecta, 1367 nucleotides long. RefSeq lists its product as uncharacterized. Bases 98 to 1273 code for a protein of 391 amino acids. NCBI's taxonomy places the organism in Eukaryota, Metazoa, Arthropoda, Insecta, Diptera, Drosophilidae. The record is from RefSeq and is a predicted model, not a curated record. The transcript has a single exon.
UCAACCGUUCGUUCUCCGCCUAUCACAAAAUUCCAACUAAAAAUUCUUAAAAAAAAUUUCAAUUGAAAUUUCAAAAACCCACAAAAAGCGUCCCAGUAUGAGCGAUUUGAGCGAGUUCGCCCUGGACCGCCACUUUGCCUCCCAGCUGCGCAACCUGCAGUCCUAUUCUAAGGAGCACCCUGUCAGCCAAGAGGACCACGACAUUAGCCAGCGCUGGAUGCAACAAUUCCAAGAAGCCAAGGGUCUGGAUAAAUUCGCCCGCAACUGCAUGCUGCUGAUGAUGUUCAACCAGUUGCGAGAUAUUGGUCACUUAAGUAAACCCUUCACCGAACUGGCGAACUUGAGCCGCUCCAUGGACGAUUUGCUGAACGAGUACAAUGGGACGACGGCGGUGGAGGAGGAGCAGCAGCAGCAGCCGCCGCCGGCGGUUGAUGAUGUGCAGGACGCGGAAACCAAUGUCUCGAACUAUGGGAGUAGUCGUCUCUCGCAAGAGAUGACCCCAAUGCAUCCCAUUUCCAUUCCCGAAUUCGAGAGCAUUAAGCUAGCUAACCAGGAUCUGCUAAAGGAAAUCGACUCACUGCACAGUCGCACGGUGGAAACGGAAAAGCUAUUCAUCAGCAAGAACCAAGUUCUGGAGAGGCAGAUGGUCGGAAAGUCGGUGGUGCCCAAAUCGGAACUUGUUCAGGAGAAUAUCUAUCAAGCCUGCCGUGCGGCCAUUGAUCUUCUAAAGAAUUGGCAGGGCGAGUCAGAGCGACUCAAUUUUCUGGCCACCUGCCUGGAGCCCAUUCUCCGGAAUGAUGUGCCCACCAGUUUGCAGAUCUCCGAGUUGGAUAUCAGCUUGGAGAAUACUCUGAAUGGCAUGGUGACACAGGCCUGCUCACGAAGGGACGACAAUGUGCGCAUGCUGUAUGACCACAUUUUGAGGCACGACAAGAACGACUUGAAGGAAAAGAAGGACAAGCUGCGCCGAUUGCAGGACUCCAUGAGGCUAGAGCGCCAAAGAUUGCUAGUUCUAGCCGAGGACUUAAAACGCCGGGAGGACUUGAUUUGGAGGCACCAGGCCCUCGCCACGAUCGCAAUUACAGGACUUUCCUCCGAGGAGCAACGCAGUCCCAGUGACUCAAAGUGUAAGUCGUGUUCGAAAGAAAAAUCCGUCGGAAAAGGACUUCUGGAUCCCUUCAGCAGGAGCAGCAAUGUUGUAACAGCCAAAAGUGUCGUAGAUCUGGAAAAAUUAUCCGACGAACUGAGCGAUCUGUCCAUAGACAAAUGGUAAUCCUCUUGCGAAAACCGCUGCCAAGCACACGUUUUUAUAUAUUUCUUUAUUUUCUUGUUGGCAUCAAUAAAUUGUUGAGUUGCUUUUAAAACUU